GUGGAGGUGUCGUGCGGGGCCGGCGGUGCGCUGCGUGUACGCCCCGCUGCUGAGAGCGAGUGGCUUACAUGCGGUGCGGGCAGCCGUGUGUCUGCAUGUGGGAAGUACGCAGACCUCUGCCGCCAGCGUACCGCAAGGGUAAAUGAUUACGCAGCGACAACAACGAGAACUGCAAUCAUUGCUACUACUGUUAAUGGACAGCCAAAGGCAGUGAUGGCUCUUUUUAAUAGUAAAACCGCCUGGGGUGAUUAUUUGUGGGACCUUCCUUCUGGAAGUGGUACCGAUUCACGUCAGUCAAGUGGUGGUAGUGAAAACGGUAAUGGUCAACAGGGAGGACCGGGAAAGCAAGUAACAAACCAAAAACUGGAAGGAGGACCAGGCGCACCUGCAGGCCCUGGUCCGGAGUCUAUAGGCCCUGGGGAUGGCGAAGGUGCAGAAGAACACGCCGAAGUCAAUCAUUCAAAUACAACAGAUGGUGUUCAAUUGAAGACGAAAGGGCAAACUGAUGAUCGAACUUCAGAUGACCUUCUUAAAGAAGGUAAACAUGUUGUGCCUAUACCAAGUACGGCAAAUAAUUCAUCAUUCUCUCACUCCGAACGUGAAACUUCUUCUUCUUCAACCAAAAUAACUACUCCCGCACAAGACGUGCCUGCUCCCAGCGUAACAACAACAGCAACAGUUACCAGCACACAGAAUGCCGGUGAAGGAGCAGCAGAAGAAGAAUCUACUGCAAAAGGGAGUGAACCCUCUGUGACCACACCGUCUGCUAAUACUAAUACUGUCUCCUCUGAGUCUCAUGGUCAAACGAGAGAAAGUGAACCCAGUGAUGCUACGGAACAGUCUUCUUCUUCAAGCACGAACACUGUCACUGAAGCAGCAAACCCCACUCCAUCUCCUGCACCCAACGCAGAGAUCAACAACAUCGCAUCCACUAUGCAGAAUAACAAGGCUAAUGUUGACAGCAGUGUCAGUCCUGUGUGGAUGCGCACUGCAGCACCGCUGCUGAUUGUGGUUGUGUUGUUCUCCGCUACCCUGUACUGA
Trypanosoma theileri is the source of this 1041-nucleotide messenger RNA. RefSeq lists its product as uncharacterized. The annotation marks the transcript as partial. The transcript has a single exon. The record is from RefSeq and is a predicted model, not a curated record. Lineage: Eukaryota; Euglenozoa; Kinetoplastea; Trypanosomatida; Trypanosomatidae.